Messenger RNA from Aureobasidium subglaciale EXF-2481, 3462 nucleotides. RefSeq lists its product as uncharacterized. Gene Ontology annotation, molecular function: histidine phosphotransfer kinase activity; phosphorelay sensor kinase activity. Bases 1 to 3462 code for a protein of 1153 amino acids. Gene Ontology annotation, biological process: protein autophosphorylation; phosphorelay signal transduction system. The transcript has 2 exons. The record is from RefSeq and is a predicted model, not a curated record. Lineage: Eukaryota; Fungi; Ascomycota; Dothideomycetes; Dothideales; Saccotheciaceae.
AUGUCGACGCAAAGCACGACGGAAUCGGUGCAGGAAUGGCUGCGACUGCGAGCGCUGUCAAGAUAUCUCGCGCCAAACAACAUCACCGCCGACGUCGUCAAUGCGGAAAGAGGUGAACCACUCGCACCUUCCCUAGCCGCCAGCCCGCUCUUGACAGCCAUCACUCAAAAUGGCGCUCUACGGAUGAAUUGCGACCGCGCUUUUGUUUCGCUCAUCGAUUCGUCGACUCAGUACAUCCUCGCCGAAGCCACCAGAACUAUCUCGCUUCGUGACAGCAGUAACUUUGCCAAUCCCCAAGACGCCCUCUUUCUCGGGGUACAGACAUUGGACAAGGAGUACGGCAUCUGCCCACAAUCUGUCGCCAUCUUCACCGAUCCUACCGGUCGCACGGAGGUUGACGGCCACGGAGUCGUCGCGAAUAAGACACGCUAUGUCAUCCGUGACUUGCGGACGCUCGACCAGUACAAGGACUGCCCUUAUGUCGUCGGCUUCCCUCAUAUGGUCUCCUACGCUGAGGUGCCAGUCAAGAGCGCGUCGGGCCACAUGCUUGGAACAUACUGCGUCAUGGACAACAGGAUCAGAGACGACUUCUUCAGCGACACCACUAUCGACAUCUUGAACGACAUUGCGGCUUGUAUCACCGAGCAUCUGGAGCUGCAUGCCGUCAAGCAGGACUCUGGACGAGGUCUGCAGAUGAUGAGGGGUCUUUCGCAGUUCAUUGAGAGCAGGAGAUCGGCCAAGGAGCCGUCAAAAUCAAGGCAGGCUUCUGUCGUCAGUCACAACGGCUCCCUCGACUACUUUGACCAUGUCACUCCUGCCGACUCGACCUCGGUGUCUAGCUCGCCUCUGUCGGAAGGAGGAAGCUUGGACGAUAGUUUAAUGCACAAUACAACUCCACUGACUUCUCCCGACGACCACUUGGCUCUAUCCGGUCCAGAACCUCUCAGCUCACCGUCCGGCCUCCCUAAUACGUCGCUACCACCCACCUCGCCCGCAGUCUCAUCGAUCAAGGACGUUUACUCCAGAGCUGCACAUCUCAUUCGUGCUGCGAUUGAUGUCGAGGGUCUGGUCUUUCUUGGUGGCUCUACUCAGACCUCUAUGCAUGACCUCACACUGUCUCAGACAGCGUCCAAUCACAAGAGUCAUCAGCCAGCGCCAUCUUGCGAAGUUCUCGGUAGCUCCAUCAUUCCCGGAGUCUCCAAACUCGGCUCUCCUGGAGAAAACUUAACAUUACACGACUCUUCUCUCAGAUAUCUGAUCCGUAAAUUUCCUCGAGGCUGCGUCUUCGUUGCUGACACCAAUUAUUGUCCCAACUCUAGCAAAGAGGAGGUCUUCAUCGCUCAAACUUACUCACAACAUACCUCUUCAACUGCCGUCAAGGUACCUAAAGAGCUGCAAGCUCUCAUCCGCAAAGCUCGUUCCCUGGUCUUUCUGCCACUUUGGGACUCGACACAGGAGAAAUUCAUUGUCGGUAUGCUCGGAUGGACAAGUGACCCCACUCGCGUGCUUGCCGAACAAGACAUGACCUGCCUGUCAGCCUUUGGCAACACAUUCAUGACCGAAAUCGCCAGAACAGAGAUGACUCAACUUGCCCGCGCCAAGUCAGACUUCCUAUCCUCCAUCUCGCAUGAGCUCAGAUCACCACUUCACGGUAUACAUGCCGCUGUUGAUCUACUCCUAGAUCCUCAGAACGAGUCCAAGACUGAGUUAGUUGAGAUGAUUCAGAGUUGUUCCUCCACCUUGCUUGACACAUUGAAUCACGUCUUGGACUUCUCAAGGGUCAACAAACUUACCGACGUCGACGCUGAAUCGGAUGCCCUUACCUGUGCAGAAAAGACCGAAGCCAGUCAAAAUGUCUUCGGUGAUAUGAGCGAAGAGUAUCUUUGUGGCCUCGUGCAAGACGUAGUAGAGGGAGUACACUUCGGCCAAGCCUCACGAAAAGCUGCAUAUAACAAGAUGGUGAGUGCGGAUCUGAACAAUCCCACAGGCAACGACUCAUCAUUGGAUACAAUCAUCGACGGCAUCCGCGACACAAUGCCACAGACUUCAGAUGACGCCGUCGCUGUGUACCUUUACAUGGAGAGUCAUGCAGAGUGGUGCAUGAUGCUUCGUGCGGGCGCUUGGAAGCGUCUAGUCAUGAAUCUGUUCGCCAAUGCGCUCAAGUAUACCAAUGAAGGAUUUAUUGAAGUCACGUUGAAGAUGGUCACAUAUCCCGAUAGACCCAAUAAACGGACUGCGCAUCUUAUGGUCAGCGAUACCGGUAUUGGUAUGAGCCCUGAGUUCCUGAGACAGGCGUUUGAACCAUUUGUCCAGGAAAACCCCAUCGCCGACGGCACCGGACUCGGGCUUAGCAUCGUGAAGAAAAUUGUUGACGACCUCCAUGGAACUAUCGAACUGCAGAGUACACAAGGCGUGGGCACUCGCUUUGACGUCUUUGUACCAAUUUCUGACUUUGACGAGUCCAAAAAGUUGACCCACCCCCCUGGAGGAGGGGUGCUUGAUCCUAAAGCUGCGCUCGGAGGGCACACCGUGUGCCUGUUGUCGAAUCUCUUGCCGAUCAACGAGCUGAGCACUUCGACCGCUUCAGUCGACUUGCAAACGCGCCGUAUCACAACGAUGCACGUAUACGUGCGCUCCAUUUCGGAAGGAUGGUUUGGCAUGAAGACGACGGUCUCUGGCUCACUGGAAGAUGUUGAUGCAGAUAUCAUCGUCGCCGAAGAAUCGCAAAUAAUGAGUCUCAUGUCGACGAACCCAGAACUUUCGCAGACACUCAACAAACGCCGAAUCGUCCUCGUGGGAUCGCACUCACACCCGACUGGCAGUGCUUACCAAAUCCCUAAUUCUGUGCGUCUGGCCUACCCGCUUGGUCCGAAAGCGCUGGUGCGUGCUUUAACAGCUAGCUUGAGCCAGACUUUCGAGACACAAUUCCCGCUAGUCAAGCAUCUCAAGCAUACCAUUCCGCUAGGAUCUCCACCACCUUCACAGUAUGUGAAAGCGGCAAGCAACGGAUUGCAGACUUCCACAAAGAUAGCCAAGAAGGUACUCAAGAGCGAGGAAGGUAUUGGCGAGGUAGAUGUCGCAGAUGGACAAGCCCAACAGCACUUCCUCCUCGUUGAUGACAACGCGAUCAACCUGCGCUUGCUGUCAACUUUUAUGAAGAAGCUAGGCUAUACUUCGGAGACCGCCAUCAAUGGACUGGAAGCUUAUGAAAAGUUCAAGGCUAAUCCUAGAUUCACCACUAUCUUGAUGGAUAUCAGUAUGCCUAUUAUGAACGGGUUCGAGUCAAGUCGCGCAAUCAGGGAUCAUGAGGCUUUGCAGCCGAACAUGAAAGCUGCCAGGAUCAUCGCAUUGACUGGCUUGGGCUCUGAGGCUUCGAAACAAGAAGCCAAGAUGAGUGGGAUUGAUGAGUUUUACACGAAGCCUGUCAAGUUUGAUGCGCUCAAGGCGCUCUUGCAAAGAUGA